CGUCCUAGAGGAUUCGGGUGGGUGCGCGCAGGUGGUCACAGAGGUUCCAGAUCUUCAGCGUGCGGUGCCGCAGGUGUUCGGGUCGGGUCCAGGGCCGCAGAUUGUGGGGUUAGUGAUAUGCUUUCCUAAACAGCAGGAAAGUUGAAGAUGUCUAAACACUUAGUGGCCUUGACAGUGACCACCCUUCUUGGUGUGGCUGUCGGAGGGUUUGUCCUAUGGAAGGGCUUCCAGCGCCGGAGGAGUAAAUCGAGCCUGGUGACCCGGCGGCGGCUGUCGCAGCAGCAGCAAGUGCCAGGCGGGAGAGAGCUGCCCGCUCCAGGAGAGGACCAGCCGCACUCCAUUGCCCCCAGAGCCUCAUGGGAAGAGAGGAUCCUCGGAGCAAAGGUGAUGACUGUGUCUCAGGAGGCAGAGUGGGAUCAAAUUGAGCCCUCACUUAGGAGUGAGAUAGAAGAUUUUCCAGUGCUUGGAAUCGACUGUGAGUGGGUAAAUUCGGAAGGCAAAGCCAGUCCUCUGUCACUCCUUCAGAUGGCCUCUCCAAGUGGCUUCUGUGUUUUGGUUCGCUUGCCCAAGCUGAUCUGUGGAGGAAAAACACUACCAAAAACAUUAUUGGACCUUUUGGCAGACGGCACAAUUUUAAAAGUCGGAGUAGGGUGUUCAGAAGACGCCAGCAAGCUUCUGCAGGAUUAUGGCCUCAUCGUUAAGGGGUGCCUGGACCUCCGAUACCUAGCCAUGAGGCAGAGAAACAAUUUGCUCUCUAAUGGGCUUAGCCUGAAAUCACUCUCUGAGACUGUUUUGAACUUUCCUCUUGACAAGUCCCUUCUGCUUCGCUGCAGCAACUGGGAUGCUGAGAAUCUUUCUGAGGACCAGGUAAUUUAUGCUGCCAGGGAUGCCCAGAUUUCAGUGGCUCUCUUUCUCCAUCUUCUUGGAUACCCUUUCUCUAGGAAUUCGACUCUAGAAGAAAACGAUGACCACACUGUCUGGAGAAAAAUCUUAGAGAAAUGUCAGGAUGUGGUAGAUAUCCCAUUCCGAAGCAAAGGGCUUAGCCGAUCAGGAGAAGAGGUUAAUGGGGAAGCAACAGAAUCUCAGCAGAAGACAAGAAAUAAGAAGUCCAAAGCUGAUGGAACGAUGCCAGGCAACCACCAAGGGAGAGACCCCAGAAAACAUAAAAGAAAGCCCCUGGGAGUGGGCUAUUCUGCCAGAAAAUCACCUCUCUACGAUAACUGCUUUCUCCACGCUCCUGAUGGACAGCCCCUCUGCACUUGUGAUAGAAGAAAGGCUCAGUGGUACCUGGACAAAGGCAUCGGAGAGCUGGUGAGUGAAGAGCCUUUUGUGGUCAAGCUGCAGUUUGAACCUGCGGGCAGACCCGAAUCCCCAGGAGACUACUACUUGAUGGUUAAAGAGAACCUGUGUGUGGUGUGUGGCAAGAAAGACUCGUACAUUCGGAAGAACGUGAUCCCGCACGAGUACCGGAAGCACUUCCCCAUCGAGAUGAAGGACCACAACUCCCACGAUGUUCUGCUGCUCUGCACCUCCUGCCACGCCAUCUCCAACUACUACGACAACCACCUGAAGCAGCAGCUGGCCAGGGAGUUCCAGGCCCCCAUUGGCUCCGAGGAGGGCUUGCGCCUGCUGGAGGAUCCUGAGCGCCGGCAGGUGCGUUCGGGGGCCAGGGCCCUGCUCAACGCCGAGAGCCUGCCUGCGCACCGGAAGGAGGAGCUGCUGCAGGCGCUGCGAGAGUUUUAUCGCACAGACACGGUCACGGAGGAGAUGCUUCAGGAGGCAGCCAGCCUGGAGACCAGAAGGAAAUCUUCCGGUCAGCACCGAACAGUGUGUGGUUUUGCAUCUUUUCCCGUAUCCAGGAUUUCCAAUGAAAACUACGUUCCUCACGGGCUGAAGGUGGUGCAGCGCCACACCCAGGGCGGGCUGCGCUCCCUCAUGCAGCUGGAGAGCCGCUGGCGGCAGCACUUCCUGGACUCCAUGCAGCCCAGGCACCUGCCCCAGCAGUGGUCGGUGGACCACAACCAUCAGAAGCUGCUCCGGAAAUAUGGGGAGGACCUUCCCAUCAAGCUGUCGUGAUCGCUGCCUCCCUUCUGGGUUAGGACGCCUGGGAAGCUGGAGUCGGGGGGGGCGGUGCCAAGUCACCUCUUCCUGUUUUAAUGUCAUUGUCAGAUUCUGGUGACACAACUCACAAUACUAACCCGUCGUGAUCAUCCCAGGAUGCUUCUGGUGGAGCAAGGCUGUGCUUUCAGGGGUGCUCCUGGUUUUAAAUUUCAGCUGGGCAGAGUGAGAAUUCUCUAUUCCGCCUUUUUCUGGACAAAUGGGAACCUUGGCCUUCAUAUUUUUCCCCUCUCCCUAUAAUGCUUUCCCUAUACAGGCGACACAUGAAGGAUUCUUCCUGAAGUGUCUUGUUAAGACUCUCAAGUUUUUAAUAUUUUUUCUUUCCUGUCCAGCGUGUUGGUUUAUCUCAAACAGGACCUGUCAAGUAUUUCAAUCCCACCCGGGUAGGAGGGAGAAAAAAAUAAAACGUUCUUCUAGAGGUUGGAGAGAUGGAAAGGGGUUGGAUUCAUAUUCCCAGUUCAGCCUCAUGAUUAGAAGUUCUUUGGCUUGAUGCUAUGCUGGAGCUCACCUGGAUGGGGACCUGGCCCAGCUGGGCUGCUUCGGUUUAUUACACAUCCUUGAAAAUGCUCCCCUUUACUCGUUCAGGACCAAGGCAGUACCUUCCUGCCAUGUGUUUUCACCCUAGCACUGGAGGGGAUUCUUUUCUGGAAAGAGGCCUGGGUGGGGCCACAGAGAAGCACAAGCACCGUCUCCCUAGAGAACUGGGAUGAUUUGCUCAGCUUUUGGCUGUUUGUUGCAAUCCUCCUGCUCAGAACGUCAAGGUUUUUGGCUAAUCCCUUUCUGAGAGGAAGAUUAUCUUUUCUCAGAAUCAGUAUCUGGUCCCUUCAGUGUUCUGUGUUCUAUCAGAUUUGCAAUACUGACCUCUUUUAAGCUCUUUAAUUCUCUCCAAGAGCCAUUUGGUCAGGUUGCAGUGAGAGGAUUUCUCCAUCUCCCAUCUUGCCUGGGACACUGGGAUUAAUCCAUUUUGAUGUUCAAAACGGUGGUGUUUCUCAUCUUUCUAAAUGUGAGGCCACCACUUUUAGCAUGAAAUCAACUUAUUAGUGAUUAGUAUCUUUUUUAAAGUAUAACGAAAACUUUCUUACCUUACAAGAUUUUAACAAGCUUUAAAAAAAAAAAUUUAUGGCCAGAAUUCAACAGGAACUCUGUUUUGGAACUGUGCCUGAGUUGGUGAUAGCUGCUCUAACAUUGAUAAGUAAACAACUUCUAAGCACAAAGUUCACGAAUUGUAAAUGUAAAACUUUUUGCUUUAUAACUUUGUAAAAUCAGUGAAUACUCUUGGGGAGGGAGAUCUUUAUCCUAUAGGUCCCUGCCGUGUGGCAGCCCAUGGUGUGUGCUAAGUCGCUUCAGUCGUGUCCGACUCUGUGCGACCCUAUGGACUGUAGCCUGCCAGGCACCUCUGACUGUGGGAUUCCAAGCAAGAAUGCUUGAGUGAGUUGGCAUUCCUUUCCAGGGGAUCUUCCCCACCCAGGAAUUGAACCCACAUCUCCUAUGUCUACCCUGCAUUGGCAUGCAGGUUCUUUACCACUAACGCCACGUGGGAGGCCCAUGGUAUGUAUGCACCGACUCCCCUACCCCAUCCCACCCCACCCCAC
Capra hircus (goat) is the source of this 3710-nucleotide messenger RNA. RefSeq names its product exonuclease 3'-5' domain containing 2 (gene EXD2). The coding region runs from base 148 to 2076 and encodes 642 amino acids. The record is from RefSeq and is a predicted model, not a curated record. NCBI's taxonomy places the organism in Eukaryota, Metazoa, Chordata, Mammalia, Artiodactyla, Bovidae. Gene Ontology annotation, molecular function: nucleic acid binding; 3'-5' exonuclease activity. Gene Ontology annotation, cellular component: nucleus; cytoplasm. The transcript has 10 exons. Gene Ontology annotation, biological process: nucleobase-containing compound metabolic process.